This is a messenger RNA of Trifolium pratense (red clover), 1721 nucleotides long. Its product is annotated as protein NDL2-like. The transcript is spliced from 11 exons. Lineage: Eukaryota; Viridiplantae; Streptophyta; Magnoliopsida; Fabales; Fabaceae. Bases 215 to 1264 code for a protein of 349 amino acids. The record is from RefSeq and is a predicted model, not a curated record.
CGUUCGAGUUAGUAAUAAAAUUUCAAUUUAAUAAUUUAAUUACCAGCAACAACAAAGUCUCACACAGAAACAGAAACAGAAAGAACCCUCGAUUAUUAUUAUUAUUUCUUCUUUUUCCAAUGCCAUAUUAUAUAAAUCAAACCAAACCAAUUCUCUAACUGCAUUUCCAAACGCAAACGCAGAAUAAGCGAUUUUCAUCUUCAAAAUUGCUUAAAUGUCUGAUUCAACACCUACCGAUUAUGUGUCGGUGGAUAUCGAUUCCAUCUCUCCUUCUCCUAAGGAACAUAUUAUCAGAACAUCCCAUGGUUCUGUCUCUGUCGCUGUGUAUGGAGACCAGGACAAACCAGCUCUUAUCACUUAUCCUGAUUUGGGUUUAAAUUACGUCUCCUGCUUUCAGGGGUUAUUAUUUUGUCCAGAAGCAUAUUACUUGCUGCUCCACAAUUUUUGCAUAUAUCACAUUAGUCCACCUGGGCAUGAGUUGGGAGCAGCUGCAAUUGAUCCAGAUUACCCUAUUCUAUCUGUAGAUGACUUGGCCGAUCAAAUAGCUGAGGUGCUUAACUUUUUUGGUCUUAAUGCAGUUAUGUGUAUGGGAGUAACUGCUGGGGCUUACAUUCUUACCUUAUUUGCUCUGAAAUAUCGACAACGUGUUCUUGGUUUGAUACUUGUUUCUCCUCUAUGUAAAGAACCAUCUUGGUCUGAAUGGUUGUACAACAAGGUCAUGUCAAAUUUACUGUACUUUUAUGGCAUGUGUGGGGUGGUAAAGGAAAUAUUGCUGCAGCGGUACUUUAGCAAGGAAAUUCGCGGUGGUACUCAAUUACCGGAGUCAGAUAUAGUCAAAGCAUGCCGAAGGUCUUUGGAUGAGAAGCAGAGCUUGAAUGUCUGGCGGUUCCUCGAAGCUAUUAAUGGGAGACCUGACCUAAGUGAAGGAUUGAGAAAAUUACAUUGCCGGUCACUAAUUUUUGUUGGAGACAUGUCUCCAUUUCACUCAGAGGCACUCCAUAUCACUUCAAAGUUAGACAGACGAUUCAGUGCUUUAGUUGAGGUUCAAGCAUGCGGGUCAAUGGUAACAGAGGAGCAGCCACAUGCUAUGUUAAUACCAAUGGAGUACUUUCUCAUGGGAUAUGGCCUGUACAGGCCAUCCAGGUUGAGUGUCAGCCCAAGAAGUCCCUUGAGUCCAUCUUGCAUUUCUCCCGAGCUUUUUUCACCAGAGAGUAUGGGUUUGAAAUUGAAACCAAUAAAGACGAGAAUUCCUGGGGAAAUGUAGAAGUAGAUGAAUAACGGUUGGUUGGCAACCCCCUCUGAUCUGUUCAUGGAACAUGUUCAUUUUACUAUGAUUAGUGAGAGAGAUGAUGAAAUAGGGAAUGCCAUAUGGUUGUAUAGAUAAUGGGAUAAGGAAAUAAGAAAUCAACAAAAAGGAAAGAUAAGGCAAGAGUUUACUUUAGAAGAAAUGAACAGAUAGUAAUUCAUUUAUUUGUAAUCAUAGAUUUUACUCAACGAGUCUGAAGCCUAAAGUUUGCAGCAUCAGAAUUGUUGUUUUUGUAUUUAAUUUUGUUUAAAGGAAGUUGUGAUUACAAUUGUAAACUAUAAAUCAAACAUGGAGGUACAAAAAGUCUAUCUCCUACUCUGAAAAAGUUGUCGGCAAUCAACAUCUUUUUCACUGUUUGUAUAUUUUAUUGGCUGUUUUGUCUAUUAUAUCAAGUUGUUUUUGCAUUUUGUCACUA